AUGAAGGUUCAUCAGAGCGCACCAACUCCUGACCCAGCAAGGAUCUUAUCUCCAACUAUCCAACAUUCCGAGCGCGCAAGCCUCUCUCCACCGUCCAGCGGUUCACCAGACACUGUAGUCGCGCAUACGACAGCAUCGUUUAUCACAAAUCUAGCAGCAUCUACCGCGACACCGUCAGCUAUGACUAUGCCCAGCUAUCUUCCUACCGCCCAUGACUUCAGGCCGACCCAAGCCUCGGGAUCAGCAUACAACUCGAACAUGUAUGACGUCCCUCGAUAUGCCCUCUCAGUGUUCCCAUCUCCUACUGUAUGCGUCAAGAUUCGGCGCCUGCCGCUGAAUACCACAGAGGAGAGCCUGAGACUCAUGGCCUUUUUCUCACAAGAACUCGUUGAUGCAGAGGUACUCCCUGUGGAACAAUCAGAAGACUCCGGGUUCUGCUCAGCUCACAUGCGAUUCCGAUCAAUGGAGGGCGCACAGCAGGCCAAAACUAUGCUUGAUGGCCGUUUGAACAUCUCCAACGAUGCCAAGAUGAUUGUCGAAAUUAAGUCUGAUACCUCCCCAUUCUCGCAGCGAUAUUCCACAGAUCCCUUGUCGGCGAAUAAUUCGGGCUCACCAGCUUCGGCUGCGUCAGCAUCAUCUGCAAUUGGGUCAGACAAGCCACGCUUACACCGGGCACGAACUUCCCAGGCCAACGAAUGUUGA
This is a messenger RNA of Fusarium graminearum PH-1, 702 nucleotides long. RefSeq lists its product as uncharacterized. Gene Ontology annotation, molecular function: nucleic acid binding. NCBI's taxonomy places the organism in Eukaryota, Fungi, Ascomycota, Sordariomycetes, Hypocreales, Nectriaceae. Bases 1 to 702 code for a protein of 233 amino acids. The record is from RefSeq and is a predicted model, not a curated record. The transcript is spliced from 2 exons.